Molecule: messenger RNA, 2415 nt
Organism: Microbotryum saponariae
Lineage: Eukaryota; Fungi; Basidiomycota; Microbotryomycetes; Microbotryales; Microbotryaceae
Source: the annotation of a GenBank genome assembly
AUGUCUCGCUUACUGCAGAACAAGCAUGUCGGCAUUAAGAAGCCGACCCAUGGCCACCAGCUCCCCAAAGAAGGUUAGUCGCCGCUCGCCUCUCGGGCUUAGCCUGAGCGCCACCCACCCGACGACGACCCUGGUCGGCCUGGUCGCGGAUGUGACGACGUUCGAAGUGACGAGGCGGCGAUGCUGCGCUCUCGUUCGCCACGCUCCCAGCCUUUCUAUUGCACCUAGAUUGACCACACCCCGUUUAUCUCCUGCACUCAUAGGAGGAUCUCUCCGACUCGACCACACCUUGAUCGACCGAUGCCAGCAAUGGAAGCACGUCGACAAAUCGCUGCUGCACUACUUCGAGGGCCUCGCCGCGAUCCAGCACACCACCGCAAAGGCGACCCUUGCGCUCCAGGAGACCAUCCAAGUUCCUUUCCAUGAGGGUGAGUGUGCUGCCUGAAAAUGAUCCUUCGACCGCCUGCGUGAUGUGUGGCGAGAUACACCGAUCAUCUCCCGGCGAGAUUGAUCGUCACCCUUGGGCGCCACCUCCCCGACGUCACAUAGCCCGAGGCCCUUCCGUAGUCCCUCGAGACCCGCAGGGGCUUGGAGAAUGGAGCAAUUCUGUAAUACUCACAACUCUCAGCUUAAGUCGUUCUGACACCCUUUCAACUCGCCCUUUCCCUUCACAGGCCACCAGUUCCUCGGUGAAGGCGGAUGGCAAGAGAUCUUGUACUCGGUCCGCGACCAGACCAAAGUUCUGGCCGAGGCCCACUCCAACUUUGGCGAGACCAUCGAGAAGACGGUCGUCAAGGAGCUUCAAGGCGUCCGAGCCGAAAUCAAGGCUCACAUAGCCGCCCUUGAGAAGGAGGCGUCUCUCCUCGCCGAUGACGUUGAGAAGGAGGUUAGCCGUUGCUCUGACUUUGCGAGCACGAUGGCGCUACGAGUCUCGGAAUUGACCCUGUUCACGUUUUAUGCCACAGCGCGCCAACUCGACCCAGCUUUUGACUCAAUUACAAACCGGCAUUGAAACCUACGAGUCCUCGGACUCCCCCAUGUUGCCCCAACACGACCCGUAAGUUUUGAAGGACACAGCUUCACGUGUUUGUGAGGGUUGCUCAAGCGUCCCCUGUUCCUCGCACCGCAGUUACCUCACGCACUCACUCGUGCAGACCCAACUGAAGAAGCAGAUCCACAAAGAGAGUGAGUAGGACCGGUGCGAUACCUCUAGCUUCCACCAUUUGGCUGACUCGGACUAAAUUGGCCUGAAUAGACGACCUCCAAGCUGCUCUCAUCCGCUUCCAGCAGCAACAGCCCGCGUUCGAGGAGGGCAUCGCCAAGUCGAUCCAGUCCGCCUGCAAGCUGUUCGACGAGGCCAAGGCCACAAAGGAUGACGAGUUUGCCAAGUUGACCAAGGCCAUUGGCGAGUCGCUCCAAAAAGUCUCCCCUACGGCCGAGUACGAAUUUGUGGGUCUUCAUGGGAAUAUUCUCCAUAGCACGCGUCUUCGAACCAUACUCACCAAGUCUUUUCUCAUCCGUUAGUGGUCUGCCAAGGAGGGGGCCCUCCUCGACGUCAACGCGCCAACGCGCAGCGUUGACGCCAUCAUCUUCCCCGGUCUCGACCACGCCGCGACGCAAUCGAUCAAGGAAGGCCACCUCGAGCGCAAGAAACGCUUUACCAAGUCUUACGCGGAGUCGUACUACAUCCUCACUCCUUCCGGCUACUUGCACGAGCGCAAGACGAGCAGCAGGUCCGACGCCUCAGCUCCUGGUUUCUCGCUCUUCUUGCCCGAGUGCGUUCUCGGCCCUCCCAGCGGCGAGAGCGACAAGUCGCACAAGUUCCACGUCGAGGGCAACAAGGCCGUCAAGUCGUCGUUCGAGUCCAAGGUCAAAAACUCGCUCCGCUUCGGCGGCAAGGAGAUCGCCUACACGUUCCGCGCUCGCACUCACGCCGAGAUGAUGGGAUGGUGGAAGGAGAUGGACCAGCUCACGCGCGAGACCAAAACGCAGGUUCCCAAGGCCAAGCUCGCCCUCGUUACGCCCGUCGACCUCGCCGUGGCUCAGGUCGGUCUGCCAGUCGAGGGCGGUCAAGACUUGACCACGCCCAUCCCUACGGCCGCGCUCCACCCAGAGGAGGACGAAGAGGAGUCUGGAGGAUCGAGCGCCGAAGAGGAGGAUGAUGAGGCCCGAGCUAUCCGAACCGCACCCACCACUCCGGCCGUCGGUUCUAACGCCACCUCGCCCUUGGACCACGCCGGCGCCGAGCAUGCUAUUACGGAGUCGGAGUCAGGUCAAGGCAAAGCCGAGACGUUGCCUACAUACGCCGGUAACACCAACAACGUCGCCGUUGCCGAGAAGGAUGGCGUCAAGAGCGGUCCUCCUGCCCUCGCUGAGCCGACCGAGAAUCACGCGUCGACGUCGUCAUCGUCGUAA